This is a messenger RNA of Gastrolobium bilobum, 1895 nucleotides long. RefSeq names its product zinc finger CCCH domain-containing protein 56-like. Gene Ontology annotation, molecular function: metal ion binding; mRNA binding. Lineage: Eukaryota; Viridiplantae; Streptophyta; Magnoliopsida; Fabales; Fabaceae. The transcript is spliced from 2 exons. The coding region runs from base 439 to 1563 and encodes 374 amino acids. The record is from RefSeq and is a predicted model, not a curated record.
AAAAUAUAUCCCUUGUAAUGAAAUUCCGAGAUCUCAUUCGCUUUCUCUCUCUAAAAAGCACUUCCUUCUAGUUCCUACCUAAAAGUUGAAUCUUCGCCCCAGAUUGUUUUUCUAAACAUCUUUCCCUCCUUCCUUAUAAUUUUCCUUUUUACCACUGCCGUUGCCACAGAUCUAGCUUUUUCAGUAACUCUCUUUCCUCAGUGCCGCCACUGUUUGAUGUUAUGGUUGUUUCAAAGUUCCCAUUUUUUUUUUUCGUAUUAAUCUUGUUUUUCCUUCAACUCUGUAUUUCAAAUCUCCGCGUUCGGAUACUCCUAGGUAGGAGUUAAGUCAGUUAGUUUAGUUUUCCUGCCUUACCACACACACACACACACACACAAAAAACAAUUUUUUAAUCUGAUAUAAAAAUCCCGUUAGGGCUUCUUCGCUUUCUUUGUAAUAAUGGAUUACGGUCGAGAAGGGAACGUUGUUCAAAUAAUCAACGGCGGAGGAGAAAGCUGGUCCGGCGGCGACCAGGCCGAUUGGGCGACGGAAGACGAAUAUCGAUUCUGGAACAACAACGGCGAUUCCGAAACGACGCCGUCGAACUCGAGUUACGAGCCGAGACAGGGUUCGUCGAGGUCGGGGAGCGAGCCACCGAGCAAGAAAUCUCGGAAUUCACAAGAUGGAAGUUCGAAUAACAGGUCGAAGGCGAUUGGGAAGAUGUUCUUCAAGACCAAACUAUGCUGCAAGUUCCGUGCUGGGACCUGUCCCUAUAUAACUAACUGCAAUUUCGCCCAUAGUAUCGAGGAGCUCCGCCGUCCACCGCCGAAUUGGCAGGAAAUCGUGGCGGCACAUGAGGAGGAGAAGGCCGUGAUUAUGUUGGAGCCGAGGGAAGAGUUCCAGAUUCCGACUCUCGGGUCUUCGGGUUUCGCGGGUGAGGCGAUGCAGCGGUCUUAUAAGGGCCGGCAUUGCAAGAAGUUUUACACGGAGGAAGGGUGUCCCUAUGGGGAUAGUUGCACGUUUCUUCAUGAUGAGCAAUCCAAGAAUCGCGAGAGCGUGGCUAUAAGUUUAGGCCCUGGUGGUUAUGCUGGUGGCGGCAGCGGUGGUGGUAAUGGUACCGGUGGUGGUGGUGGUAAUGGUGGUGGUGGUGGUGGUGGUGCUGCUGCUCCUGUUGCUGCUACUGGUGGUGGAAAUGGAUCUAAUUUAAAGCCUUCUAAUUGGAAAACGAGGAUUUGCAAUAAAUGGGAGAUGACAGGGUAUUGCCCGUUUGGUAACAAAUGCCAUUUUGCUCAUGGUGCUACAGAAUUGCACAGAUAUGGAGGUGGGCUUAUGGAGGGAGAAAAUAGAGACACUGCUUCCCCUGUAGCUCCUGACACAAAACAAGGAGUACCUUCAAAAACUCCUGCUGAUAAUGUGGUUGCAUCAGUUACUCCUGUUGCUCAUUCUGAUAUUUAUCAUAUUGGUGUCCCUUCACAAAGGCCUUCCAUUGUGAAUCAGAGGCCAGGACAGAGAACUCAUCAGAAGUGGAAAGGUCCAGAUAAAAUCAGUAAGAUAUAUGGUGAUUGGAUUGAUGACAUCGAAUAGAGUUAUAUUCCCCAGUGUUGGAAACGAGGGAAAUGGCUAAUGAGGGCCUACAUUACCCCCCUAUGUAUUACCAUGUAGCUUAACACGCCAAGAUUUCCGUUCCCAUCUUAUUCUAUUAGCUAACUUUAAUAGCUGUUCGAUUCACGGAUAACUCUUUUGUUGUGCGUUUGUGUUUGGAGGAGGAUUCAUCUUAAUUCGUUUGUUCUCUGGCGUCUGAAUGUAGCAUCAGCCUCCUUGUAUUUGCAUCAGAUUUUGCCCAUAAGGGUUAAUUACCCUUCUCUCUCUCUCUCUCUCUCUCUCUCUCUCUCUCCUGUUAAAACGUAUUCAUUAGG